AUGUCUUCCAGCGUGGAAGCAGCGUGGCUGGAGUGUCUACGAAUAAUUGCAAAGGAGACAGGGUUCAGUGUCGAUGAUAUCGAUGAAGAGGAUGAAUUUACCACGGAUCUUGGUGUCAACCCGAUUGUCGCACGGUCAAUUAUACGUUCUUUCGAAACUUUAUUGAAACGCGACCUUCCUUCGACGGUUUUUUCCCAGUGCCCAAGUAUCAAGGAGUUUCGCGAAAGAUACUUUCAGUCAUGCAUUGAUAGUCUUACGGAGCCAAAAGAGGAGCCGGUGGUUAAGAAAAUUACAACAGUGCAGGAAGGAAAUCAAAAGACAAUGACGAAAACUAGUCAUACGCGAUCUCGGAUUCCAAUCUCUAUUGUGCUCCAAGGCAAGCCAGCGACGGACUGUACAGAGAAGACCAACAUAUUUCUUCUGCCUGAUGGCAGUGGUUCCGGUAUGGCUUAUGUGGAAAUGCCACUCAUCGACCCUUCCACUGUCUGUAUUAUCGCGUUAAAUAGCCCCUACCUCAACCGCGCCUCGGAGUACUGUUGCUCGAUCGAAGAAGUUGCAAGAGAAUACGUCCAGGAGAUUCGCAAACGCCAACCUCAUGGUCCUUACGUGCUUGGGGGCUGGUCUGCCGGCGGUUAUUACUCGUAUGAAGUGGCGUGUGAACUUAUCCGCCAAGGUGAACGUGUGCGAAAGCUCAUCUUGCUUGACUCUCCUUGUCGCCCCGAUUUCGAGGAGCUUCCAAUGGAAGUGGUGCAGUAUUUAUCUGAAAAGAACCUAAUGGGAAAUUGGGACCGCAGUGGUCGGCCUACGAAUGUGCCUUCUUGGGUUAUAGAGCAUUUCCGCUCAACUCUUCGGGCGGUGCGUGAGUAUGUACCGGUGCCUAUGGACGCUUCUGAUGCCCCGGGCGAGGUUUGCAUCAUCUGGAGUCGAGAAGGGGUAAUGCCAACAAAUCAGCUUCAACAAACAGGAUUGGAUCUUCGUAUCCGCGUCGCGCGGUUUCUUCUGGAAGGAAAGCCCGACCUUGCCAGUCCAUACGGAUGGGACCGUCUUUUUCCCGGAGCGCAUAUCAGCAUUUCUUCUAUUUCAGGUAAUCACUUCACCCUUAUUAACAAACCCAAUGUAAGCGUCUGCUCCUUUCGCAACACUAAAGUCACGUCUUCCAUUUUCUACGAAAUGUUUUAUAGCCGGCUGUUGUCAUUUUUCGGCAUUUCUUCAAAAAAGAACAAAUCAGUUGAUAAAUCAAUCACCGAUCAAAAGAAAACGACAACAUCAAACAUGGCUUUGGAUUUCGACUACAUCAUUGUUGGCGGAGGCACUGCAGGCUGUGUUCUCGCAAGCCGCCUCUCUGAAUACCUACCGGAUGCCUCUAUUCUACUGGUCGAAGCCGGUGUUGAGCAGGACCCUCGCGUGAAACCGACGCUUGGGCUAACUGGCCAAGCAGCGAACGAGAUCAAAUGGAACAUACAAAGCGCCCCUCAAUCUGCUGUUGGCAACAAAACUAUCGAUCUAGUGCAGGGUAAAGUGCUUGGAGGCACCUCCGGUAUCAACCACCAAGUAUGGUCCCGCGGUGCAGCUGGAGACUUUAAUCGCUGGGCCGUAGAAGUUGGCGAUCCACGAUGGUCAUGGGAUGGACAGCUCCCCUUUUUCAAGAACACCGAAACAUUCCAUCCAGGGACUGAGCUGCAGGGCGAAGAUUUAAGCGCACUUCAUGGCUUUAAAGGACCUAUCAAGGUGUCUCAAACUUCGUCCUGUGGACGUCCACGCAACUACCCGCUAAAAGGAGCCAUUGCUUCCAUGUACAAGAGUUCUGGUGUAUCCCAGGGUAAAGAUUUGAAUUCUGGAAAUAUCCUAGGUUUCAGUGAAGCAACGGCCGGUUCCUACGACGGCAUCCGACAAUGGGCUGGAGGCAACUACAAAUUCGGUCCCAACGUGACUUUGUGGACGGAAACCCAUGUAUCGAAAAUCCUUUCACAGGGUUCUCGUGCCACUGGGAUUGAAUAUGUGCGGCCUGUUACAGCCACGAGUGGCUCAGUGACAGCUAAGAAAGAAGUUAUCGUCUCAAGCGGUGCUCAAGGCUCGCCGAAGCUUCUGUUGCUGAGUGGAAUUGGGCCCUCAGUAGAGCUACAAAAGCACAGCAUUCGACAAGUAGUCGAACUCCCUGUGGGAGAAAACUACAGCGAUCACCCGAUGAUGGCAACAUACUGGAACCUAGAAAAACGAGGUCUGGCUCUUGGUGACGUUCAAAUGCGCUCGGCUGAAUGCGAUUGGACUUCUGGUUUGCCGGUUGAUUGGAUGGCAUUCCACCGUCACGAUAAUGAUCCAGAAAUUGCUUCCUUAGCUGAGAGCCAAUUGACCUCCAAUGAAUUAGAGCGCUUUCAGGAGCAAAACAGGGCUCACACUGAGUCUGUGGUAUUAUACGGUCAUAUCGACUUCUCGGGCAAGGCGGGGCCUCCGCCUCUAGGAUCCAACGUGUGUGUAAUGAACAUUCUAGUGACCCCAUCAUCUAGGGGAGCAGUGACGCUCAAAUCUACCGAUCCAUUCGAUGCACCUGUGUGUGACCCAAAUAUGUUAUCUAACGAACUCGAUAAGCAGCUCCUAUGGUCUGUCGCUCGUUUGACAAGCCAGGGCCUGGAGCGAACUAUCGCUCCAGAGUACGGACUUUCUGAGUAUGCCGUUGACGAUGACCUACGCGGUGACUACGGCGAUGAGGCCAUGAUGCGACGUGCCAUCCGAAUUGUCCGCACAGUGAACCAUGGAAGCGGUACAUGCUCAAUGGGCACCGUCGUUGAUACAGAGUGUCGAGUAAAGGGAGUUGAGAGCUUGCGAGUAAUCGACUCCAGUGUCAUUCCUCUUCCACUUUGUGCGCACUACCAGGCCUCUGUGUACGCAUUAGCAGAACAGUUAGCGAAACGGGAUAUAACAUCUGGGCAAGCUAUUAUUAUUAGUCCAACUGGCGUGACCACUAGCUCAGAGAUCCAGGAUCAGACAGAGCAGUAUCUGCUCCUAUAUGGAGAUCAGACGGUAGAGAAGCUGCCUGCUGUUCGGGCUCUUGUAGAAUAUGCUCAGGGGUCCCCGGCUGGCCGCCGCUUUCUCCGCGAUGCAUGCGAUAUCAUUCAAAUGGAAAUAUUCAACCUUGAGAUAGACGAGAGAGCUCAUGUCGGUUAUUUCGAUACUCUGCUGCAGCUUGCAGAAAGUAAUGCUCAGACCGACCAGCCCAGCGAGAUUGUGGCUACGAUUCUCAUGAACGUCACACGACUCGGCGAAUUGAUUCUUUAUGCUGAAGAACGACCAAACAUCUUGGGUUCUAUAGAGCAACCCACACAUAUUGUGGCCUUUUGCACAGGGGAGAUUCCGGCAGCUGUGGCAGCAGCCGCACGAGAUAGCGUUGAAUUACACAAUUUGUCAAUUGAGACAGUUCGUGUAAUAUGUCGUUUCGCACGGAACAUCAUCCGCCGGUCAGUCCUGGUGGACAGGACUAAUGGUAGCUGGGCGACCACCAUCGUUGGUGUCUCGCUCGAGAGAGUACAGACCAUACUUGACACUUUUCACCAGAGUCAGAAUAUUGCUCCCACGCGGAAGAUCAACGUCGGUAUCAUGGCAACGGGUUGGUUAACACUUUUCGGACCUCCCAUCACUACGGAGCAACUAUUCAAGUGGUCCAAGGAGCUUGAUCAGGCAUCUCGCAUUAAGACAGAUGCUGGCGGUGGUGUUCAUCUUCCCAAUCUCCCCGAGCUGGACUUGGAUGAGGUUGUGGGAUCAUCGCCUGUUUUAGAUGUCCCAAUUACACCCAAGGCAAUGCUUUGGUCACCGUACAGUUGCAAGGUUCGCAACGCAGUAACCCUAAGAGAUUUGAUUCGUCAGGUCAUCCCAGAUAUCACCCAAUCUUCGCUACACCUAAGCGAUACCAUAGACAAGGCUGUUAAAGGAUUAGGCCAGGGAUCAGUCAAACUUGUCUGUGUUGGAUACACCCCCCAUCUAACAUCACUGCAGAAAUCACUACAGGGCGAGAGACGCGAGGCCGCCGUCGUACAACACUUUAGUGUAGAUUCGUCCUCAUUCACGUCCCCACGUGGAGGCUCCGAUUCCAUUGCCAUUGUGGGAAUGUCUGGAAGAUUUCCUGGAAGCGAUAAUAUACAGGAAUACUGGAAAUCACUAUUGGAUGCAGAAAGGCAUAUUAAGGAGAUCCCCAAAACCCGGUUCGACUUGAACAAAUGGUUCGAUGAGACGGGAAAACAGAAAAAUGCCACAAUGAAUCGCUCGGGAGCAUUUCUAGAUCGUCCGGGAUAUUUUGAUAACCGGUUGUUCAACAUGUCCCCUCGGGAAGCCCUUCAGACGGAUCCUCUUCAUCGUAUAUUCCUCACCGUGAGUUACGAGGCCCUCGAGAUGGCAGGUUAUUCUCCAGAGGCAACAUUGGCAACGAACAGCAACCGCAUAGCAACUUAUUUUGGCCAAACAUCAGAUGAUUGGAGAGAUAUUGUCCUUACCCAGGGCGUAGAUAUAUACUACGCGCCAGGAGUUUGCCGUGCCUUUGCACCCGGUCGUGUCAACUAUCACUUCAAAUGGGGAGGGCCAUCAUAUAGUGUCGAUGCGGCCUGCGCAUCGAGCAUCGCCACAAUAUCCCUAGCCUGUUCUGCGUUGCUGGCCCGCGAAUGCGACACCGCCCUCGCAGGUGGAGGCUCCAUUCUUGAUUCUCCAGCACCAUUUUCUGGAUUAAGCCGCGGUGGUUUCCUUUCCCCAGAGAAAGGAUGUGAAACUUUCCAUGACGAUGCUGAUGGUUACGUGCGUGGCGAAGGCGUCGGUGUCGUUGUUCUUAAGCGACUCGAAGAUGCUGUUGCGGAUAAUGACAACAUUCUGGGUGUCGUCCGUGGCUCAGCAAGGAAUUAUAGUAAGGGAGCAUCUUCUAUCACGCAUCCAUCUUCAGAAGCCCAGGAACGUCUCUACCGGCAGAUUUUAUAUCAGAGCGCUAUAGACCCGGCGAGUGUUUCCUACGUGGAAAUGCACGGAACCGGUACACAGGCCGGUGAUUUCACGGAGAUGUCUUCGGUAUUGUCUACAUUUGGCCAGUAUCGCUCAAAGGACAAUCCCUUAGUUGUAGGUGCCGUAAAGGCGAACAUUGGUCAUGGAGAAGCUGCUGCUGGUGUUUGUGCCCUCAUAAAGACCUUGAUGAUGUUUCAAAACCACACUAUCCCACCGCAACCCGGAAUGCCUUUUAAACGUAAUCAUCGUUUCCCGGACUUGGAGAAGAUGAACAUUCAUAUACCCACAACUGCAAUUCCGCUCCCCGGUGCUGGCAAUGCCUCCAAGCGACGGAUCUUUCUGAACAGUUUCGAUGCCUCGGGGGGUAACUCUUGCCUUCUACUAGAGGAGGCGCCUAUAAAGCACUCCAAAGCUGCUGAUCCUCGAAACCAUCACGUUCUGACCUUCUCUGCUCGGACUCCGUUCUCUCUACGGGCAAUUAAAGAAAAGUACCUCCAAUAUAUUCGGGUCAAUCCGACUACGUUGUUGGCAGAUCUUGCUUACACCAUGACUGCACGCCGCAUGCACCAAAGCUCUGCCCGGUCGACUUUCACAGCUACGACCAUCGAAGAUUUUGUCAAUAAGCUUGAAAUUGAUUUGAAGAAAGAAGAUGCUCCUGUCAAAAAAGGCCGGGGAGCUUCUACUGUGCCAAACAUUGUAUUUGCUUUCACUGGUCAGGGAUCCCAGUAUGCAGGGAUGGCUCACCAACUCUGGCGUGACAGUACGGUAUUUCGGCGACUAAUAGAGUCGAUCCAAUCCAUAGCCACUGCUUUGGAGUUGCCUAAGUUUAUUGACCUAAUUCAUUCCGAAAACUUCGACUUGUCUGAAGCGAGCCCAGUUAAGACGCAACUAGCUAUAGUGGCAGUUGAAAUUGGACUCGCUCAGCUAUGGGCAUCAUGGGGAGUCCGACCAAGUCUUGUCAUUGGCCACAGUUUGGGAGAGUAUGCUGCUUUAUGCAUAUCAGGUGUUCUGACAGUCAGUGAUACCCUAUACCUAGUGGGCAAAAGAGCAAUGAUUUUGGUUCAGUCUGUCGCGCAAAAUGAAUACGCCAUGCUGGCAAUCAAUGACGAAGUUGGUGUUAUUCGCCAGCUCCUCGCAUCACGCACAUAUGAUACAUGUGAGAUCGCUUGCAUCAACGCGCCUAAAUCUACAGUGGUUAGUGGCGCCCUAUCAGAAAUAACGGUUUUGCAAAAGGAUCUAGAGGAACAAGGGUCUCGGUCCACUCUACUUCAUGUGCCAUUCGGGUUCCACUCGAAGCAAAUGGACCCAAUCCUAGACUCGUACGAGUCGUGCGUGAAGGGAGUUGGCAUUUCGUCCCCUCGGAUUCCAAUAGCAUCCACUCUGCUUGGUGAUAUUGUUCAGGACAAGUCAAUUAUUUCCCCUAUCUACUUUCGACGUCAGACUCGGGAGUCUGUUGAUUUUGUUGGGGCUCUACGAGCGGCACAAAACUCUAAUUUCCUGCGAGAAGACACGCUCUUCCUCGAGAUGGGGCCCGACCCAGUUUGUAUGUCAUUGGUUCGCUCAAUUCUAGGAACAAGUGCAACGCCUAGGCUUUUACCUGGGCUUCGGCGAAACGAAGACAAUUGGUUGACCACUUCAAAUACACUGGCAGCAGUUCAUCAGGCCGGUGUGCCUAUCAACUGGCCAGAAUACCACCGGGAGUUUAAAAACUGUCUAUCACUGCUGGAUUUGCCGACGUACGUGUUUGAUGAAAAGGAUUUUUGGACAUCAUACCCGGACCCCGAACAGCUAGGUGGCGUUGAGCAAAUGCAUUUGUCGUUACCGCCGGUUCCUGCAGUACAGGGCUUCCCGACAACCACUCUUCAACGAGUGACAAAUGAAGUAUUCGAAGAUGGCUCGAUCUCUGUCACUUUUGAGUCUAGCACAUCUGACCCUCACCUGUUUGAAGCAAUCAUGGGCCAUGCCGUGGCCGGAGUCACAAUUUGCUCCAGUAGCAUCUUCAGCGAUAUGGCAUUAUCGGCCGCUCGGUAUGCGUGCGAACGACAGCAGCCAGGGAAGUGGCCGGAAGGGCUACUUACAAUCAGCAGUCUAGAUAUCCACCGGCCAAUAGUAGUCUUUGAUCAAAAGGACUCACUUACCAUUCAGAUCAAUGCCAAGAUCGAUUCAAAGACCGAAGAGGCUCACAUCAGCUUUCAAAAUCAGGUUGGGAACACUACCGUGGAUAUAGGGUCCUGUAAGAUCACGUUUCACGAAGCUGCGAGUUGGAAAGAGAACAUCUCGCGUACCCUUUAUCUUAUCUCCUCCCGAAUCGAAGCACUGAAAGCAUCAACUAUCACUGGUCAAGGACAUCGUUUCUUGCGGCCUGUAGUCUACCGACUAUUUUCCAAUGUCGUCAAUUAUGGGGAACGUUUCCAAGGUCUAGACGAGGUCUUCUUGGAUUCCGAGUGUCACGAUGUCGUCGGCCAAGUUAGACUGCCUGACUUGCCAUCCAGUGGAUCAGGUCAUUUCCUAUACAACCCGUAUUUACUCGAUGCUGUUGUACAUGUUGCCGGCUUCCUCGUCAACUGCGGUUUGAAAUAUACCGAGGAUAUCGGGUUCCUUGCUUCCAGCUUUGAUUCGUGGCACAUCUUGAAGCCCAUCUUACCCAAUAGAACUUACACCAGCUAUUCUCACAUGGAGGAGUCGGUUAACGGAUCCUCAUUGUUAGGUGAUGUUUACGUCUUUGAUGGAAAAGAUCUCGUCUGCGCUCUAACCGGACUCCGCUUUCAAAAGAUGAAAAAGGUUGCCCUCACAAAAAUUUUACAGUCGGCAGCUCCUCGAUCUUCUUCGAGAAUCGGUGCAGGAGACUUCCAAUCUGACCUUCUUGGAUCCAGGGCGAAGCAGUCCUCAAGAAAUAGGGAGUGGACUAAGGAUGUUGACUUCGAUACACCUCCCUCGUCAGUUGAACCGUCCGCUUUCACCACUCCCAAACCCUCAUCAUCCGUUACCUCUGUCACAGGUUAUGAUGAUCCUGCGAUUGGAGAUAGGUUUCUUGCCGCUGUUGCAGCAGAGGUGGGCUGCGAAAUCUCUGAAUUGGAACCCGAUACAGUGUUUGGGGAUCUAGGAGUAGACUCGUUGAUGGCAAUUACAGUUAUUGCGUCAAUCAGAAACGAUACCGGAGUCGAGUUACCAGGGUCGUUUUUUCUCGACAACCCGACUGUUGCAGAAGCUACGAAAGCACUCGGCGGGGAUAGUGACACUGUCGUCUCUACGCCUCAGUCUUCUCCUCCUAAUAUUUCCCCCGAUAUCCGUGGUGAAGAAGUCAAGGAUGGGAUAACUGAAUCUUCUGUCACUUUUGAGCCGCUAGAAAUUCCACAAUCGAUCACCACAGGCGGCACAGUCGAAAAGGUGACGGAAUCACCAUCAUUGAUAGAUAAACCAGCUGCCACCCUGUUGUUACAGGGCUCAAUGUCUUCAACCGAGCCACCACUUUUUCUCUUAGCUGACGGUACCGGUUCUGUUUCCUCCUACAUACAGCUUCCUGCCAUUUCAGGGGGUCGUCGAAUCUAUGGGGUGGAGUCUCCGUUUGUUCGCGAUCCGUCGGCCUUCGUAAAUAUUAGCGUGGGCGAUUUAGCAGAUGCUUUUGUGGCUUCUAUACGCAAAGUCCAACCUGUCGGUCCAUAUAUUAUUGGAGGGUCCUCGCUAGGUGCCAUCCAUGCCUUUGAGGUUAGCAGACGUUUGCUCAACGCUGGCGAGACAGUCUCUAAGUUGCUUCUCAUGGCAAAUGCGGCACCAGUUUCUGCACCAGCUGAUCUUAGAGACAUGGAAAUUUCUACUGAAAUGGUUGAGAGAAGUGGAAUUUCUUAUGGCACCGGUCGGAAAAAGUCAGUUAUCAUAUCUGCAAGACAAAAACAACACCUCACGGCUUCUAUUCGGUCUCAUGUACUAUAUGAGCCCCAGGGAUUCACUAAAACCCAUCGACCAGUACAUACAACGUUAGUUAUUGCUUCAAAGGGUCUUGGAGAUGGAUCGAACUUGAUAGAGUCUCCAUUAACUUCCUGGAUACAUGCUAGUUGGGGCUCGUCGGAGACUCUAGGCUGGGAUGGCCUAGUCGGCGAGAUUCACUCCAUUUACCACCAAGAUGUAGACAGCUUCUCAUUACUGAAGUAUCCUAACAUUACCAAGUUAGGCCAGAUCAUCAAUGACCGCGUUUGUCAGUGA
Molecule: messenger RNA, 9174 nt
Organism: Talaromyces rugulosus
Lineage: Eukaryota; Fungi; Ascomycota; Eurotiomycetes; Eurotiales; Trichocomaceae
Exons: 15
Coding region: 1-9174 (3057 amino acids)
Biological process (GO): secondary metabolite biosynthetic process; fatty acid biosynthetic process
Molecular function (GO): 3-oxoacyl-[acyl-carrier-protein] synthase activity; oxidoreductase activity, acting on CH-OH group of donors; flavin adenine dinucleotide binding
Source: RefSeq, a predicted model, not a curated record